Molecule: messenger RNA, 4032 nt
Organism: Cyphellophora europaea CBS 101466
Lineage: Eukaryota; Fungi; Ascomycota; Eurotiomycetes; Chaetothyriales; Cyphellophoraceae
Exons: 1
Coding region: 1-4032 (1343 amino acids)
Biological process (GO): establishment of mitochondrion localization; dynein-driven meiotic oscillatory nuclear movement; maintenance of protein location in cell cortex
Cellular component (GO): cell cortex; mitochondrion
Molecular function (GO): tubulin binding; phospholipid binding
Source: RefSeq, a predicted model, not a curated record
AUGGAGGUAGAGACAAUGUACCAUCUGCCCUCUCCAGCGGAUACGCCAUACCGCACCCCUUCCAGCACUCGGUCGCAUGCCGACGACAUGUCGCCUGCUACGACACCCCCUCCUCCGCCUGAAGAUCGCGCAACCAAGAGACGAAGUACCGACUCAGUCAACCCUGCGCUGGACGAUAACAUUUCUCCACUAGACCCUCGACGCUUCACACCAACUCUUCACGCUUCCCUGGUCUCAGAGAUCCUCUCUUUGCGCCGGGACCUUGAGAACAAAACGAAUGACAUUGAAAAGCUGGAACAAAGUCUCCACCAAGCACAGCAGCACAAUGAUACCCUCAACAGCAAUCUGCUUAACAGCAACAAGCAGACUCGUGAGAUCAAGCGUCAAAUGCAGAUGUUGGAAGGUGGAACACUCUCUGCUCUUAGUGACCUGGCUUCGGAGCGCGACGAAGCCGUGGGAGAAACUGCUGAUCUGAAAAGACGCCUUGAGCAGGCCCAAAAGCGCGCCAAAAGCCAAGAAGAGGCUGCUGAGCGGACCCAGGCUCUUUGGGACAAGGAAAAGGAUGCCUGGUCUGGUGAGAAGCGCGGACUCGAGACCAAAGUGCAAAUCGCCGAGGGCCGUCUGAAGGUCGUCCUUAGCGAGAUUGCCAACGCCCAGAGCAAUGCAAGACCUACCUCGCCGGAGCGUGCUCUCAGCAGGAGCGACAGUCGCAACAGCGUGCACGAGAGCCCCGGUAAGAAACGUGAUUCCAGACCGGCUCGACGCGCGAGUGCUUCGUCCAUGUACAGUGAUCACUUGGGUGGAAGGGUCUCAGCGCUAAGCUUUGCCAACGGCCAUCACAUCAACCUUGCUGACGAGUUGGCUUUCGAUGAGGAAGAGGAGUAUGCCAACGGUGGCAUGGAGGACGGCAGGAUCUCGCCAGAUGCUUUACCGGAGGAACAGCAGGAAGCCAGGCCGUCAUCGAGCUUGUCGAUCAAGGCGAGGAAGAUUCUAGGCCUUCCCCUCGACUUUGAAGAACAAGACAAGGAGAAUGUUGAUCCUGAGCGCCGACCCACAAGCACCUAUGUCGAUACUGCCAUUCAAUUCUCUCCUCCUACAUCACCUUGGCCAAGAUCCGAGAGCCAGCUCAGCCAAGCCAUGACCCAGAGCAUGAAGCGACAGUCACGACCAGCUGAUCUGCACCUCAGCAACGGCAGGCUCUCGAAUGCAGGCGCUCACAGCCCAACCAGUCCCACCGAUAGCCGUGAUUCGCGAUAUGACUCAACCUACGCGCCUUGGAACCACACAGGACCUGUCAUGGUCUCUUCUGGCGUCCAGACUGUGGAGGCGCUCCCGAGCCCGCCAUUGACGCCCGAAAAGUCCGACAGUAGUUUGGCAACAAUCCACGAAAGUGCAGCUGAAAGUAUCGAGAUGAAGACAAUGAGCACGCAGACGGACCAUUCGGGGCCUAUUGCUGUACCUGUACCUCCGCAAACAGACAAGCAGAAGAGCUGGCAGCACGUCAGCACCGAGUCGGGGGAUCUCCAAAUUCCUCUCAUCAACAUUGUCCCUCCUACAUCGCGCCCUGCUACGCCCGUGGCUGGUCCUAAAGUCGUCUUACCGCCUCGCACAAGGAAUGCAGACACCCAGGUCGACAGCACCACCCUUGGCAGCUAUACUUCGUCUUCAAUGCAGACGGAGGUCGUCAGAGUCGAUCGCCGGAACAUCAUGCCCUUGUCUGAAAUGCCGUCUAUGCCUACAACGUCCUAUAAAGCACCUAUUUCCGUCCGGGCUGUGCCUCCUGUGAAUCGAAGGAAAGCGGGUCCACCAACGACAACGGUAACGCAGCGGAUGAACCAUGCGAUGAAUGUGGGAGUGACAAGAAUGCCACCAUCAAACGAUGGUGGGCCGCUUUCCAAAGAAGCAGAUCCCAGUUCGUUCGGUGAACCUAAUCUUCCGCGUCCUAUCCGAUCAAGUAGCCUGUUCCAAGGAUUUGACGAUGAAGCAAAGGAACAGGAAGACAAGUUUGAGGUCAAUACGUUUCCGGAUGAUGACAUAUUCUCCCGGCCUACCACCAAAUUAACCUUGAGAGGCGGCAAGAUGGUUGCACAGGAUGGCCUCGAAGACAUUGGGGAGUUCCUACCUUCCGAAAUUGCUGAAGCAGUCGAACCAGAGAAUUUGAGAUUGUCCGAAGACAGCCUCUCUUCCGAAAUGAGGAAAUUCAUGGGCCGUGAUACGCAGCGAAAUGCGCCUGUGAUGAAACCACUCAAGCGCGUGCCGUCUGCGAGAUCAAACAACAUGCGACGAGUUGCCCUGAUCUCGAGUGGAUCUGCUGCUCAUCGGGCGUCCACCUCUCAGUCGACCAAUGCGUCUGCCGAGAGCAACCCGCCCUUCCCUGUGCCAUUAAGGUACAGUUCAGCUCGAAUUAUAAAAUCCCAGAGCGAAGGCGGACGAAGUUCAAGGGCAAGCAGCAAUGCAUCUCCGACCAAACAAUCCCGCAUGAAGAAACCGGCACUGCGCAAGUCGCGCUCUGGCCCAGCUAUCGCGCCAUAUGGCCAAGAUCGUAGGAGUGGCAGUCGCUCGCCGCCAAUGGCCUCAAGGGUAUCUAUCGUACCCGAGAUGCCGACUUUCCAAAUGCCAGCAGAGCCUCCAGCAUUCCUGAAUGCACCUUACGGUGCUCCUCAAAGCGAUGCCAGUGCUCCACGGCCGUCCAUUGCAACGGGCCCAAGCAGGCGAGGCACACAUGUGAAGCAAAAUUCUGAUGCCGGUCUUCUGCAACAGACCUCUGUUGUCGAUUCAAUUGCUCAGACCAUGGUCGGAGAAUGGAUGUUCAAGUACGUCCGUCGGAGGAAGUCCUUUGGGAUGGGAGAGAAGCAAGAUUGGGACGCCGGCAAAUCAGUAGAUGAGAUCUCAGCCAGCGUCACCAAUAAUGGUGUUCGACACAAGAGAUGGGUCUGGCUCGCACCCUACGAAAGAGCCGUCAUGUGGAGUGGCAAGCAACCAACAUCUGGGUCCGCUUUGAUGGGCGGCAAGAGCGGACGAAAACUCACCAUCAAGUCUGUGUUGGAUGUCAAAGACGAGAACCCAAUGCCCAAGGGCUCUAUCACUGGACCCCAUUUCAAUCGAUCCAUCCUAAUCCUCACUCCUCAGCGAGCACUCAAGUUCACGGCAUUGACCCAAGAUCGACACUUUGUCUGGCUUACAGCCUUGUCGUUUUUGUCCCACUCUCCUCUGAGCUUGAACGAGCUCAAUGCUAUGCCGCCUCCUCCGCCACCAGAAGAGACAACUGCUCAAGCACCUGCACCGCCGCCCUCGCUUGCUGGAACAUUCCGCCGACGGGCUAUUCGUGAUUCGAUUCGCAUUGCAAAAGGCGCUAAACCACAGCAGAGCAUUCGCUCUUUCACCACCGACAACUCGUAUCCGCAUUUGCAAGAGCAAUUCGGGGAUGAGAACGAGUAUUACGACCCUAUGAAUGAUCCUGCUAUGCCGCCGACCAUCAAACGUUUCCACAACCGGAAGAGGAGCAACACUGCUCCCCGUGCGCCACCCAGCUCAUUCCGAGGCUUUUCAUCAAAAGACGUCGUACCAAGCUUACCUGGUCCAGGAUCUUAUGCCACCAGCACGGCUGUCACAUCGGCAACUGGGUCCGACCGAGGCCUCUACACCCCGAGCAUGGGACUUCCAAGUCUAUCAUCAUCACGCAGGGGCAGCGAGGCGUCCGCCUCUGGUCGGCCAAUGGCUCAUCAGCUUUUCCCCGAUUCAACCAAUGGGAACCACAUGAUGCGUAUCGAGGCCUUCGUCGACUCGAAACAGCCAGGUUUCAUGGGCAGAGGCGCGAACAAUUUCGGCGGGCCUCUGGGCGGCUUCGGCGGGCCACUACGAAACGGGCCCCACAAGAAGAAAGACAUGAGCCACUGGGGGUUCGAUGACCCCAGGAGCUACUCUCCAGUGGACAGCCUGAUGUACCAGGAGAUGCUAGCGGCCGAGGCACCACCAAGUGUGCCAGCAAGUGCUCGAGCAAGUGAGGAUCGAGACUAUUUCAGAGGCUUUUGA